UCUCACAAAAGUGUGUUCUUAGAGCUAAUAAAUUUCAAAUUGCACUUCGUGUGCAGGCCAGAAGAUCUGCGGGGACCUUUUGGCCAAUUUGGUUGCCUCAAGGACAUCUACCUGCCUCGAGAUUAUUAUACUGGGGAACCACGUGGUUUUGGAUUUGUCCAGUAUCUGGAUCCUGCUGAUGCUGCUGAUGCAAAAUAUCAUAUGGAUGGUUAUGUUCUUCUUGGCCGAGAACUUACUGUUGUUUUUGCUGAGGAAAAUAGGAAGAAGCCUUCAGAAAUGAGGACAAGAGAUCGUGUAAGGGGUCGGGCAUAUAGGCGUUCACCAGUUCGUUAUUCUCGGUCACCACGAUAUGCUCAAAGUUACUCCCGGGGUCCAGACUAUUAUUCUCCUUCUCCUAGGCGAAGACGUUACUCAAGAUCAAUUUCACCCAGACAUAGGAGAUAUAGAGGGCGAUCUUGCUCGAGGUCACCCUAUCACUCAAGGAGUCCAAGCCGGAGCUUUAAUAGGAGCAGGAGCCAAAGUCUGGACUAUUCUACAUGACUGAUUUGAAGGUGUCUGGGUUAGUAUGUGUCAAGAGAUAUAUCUCUAUACUAGUUGUCUGGAUAAAUAGUUUGAUUUUGCUUCAGCAUGUAUGACUGGUUAAAAAGUUGAUUAUAUAGUUUAUAGUGCUCAUUGUGGUCGUAGUAAUAAUGUUUAACACAGACAUGCUAUUUUGAAUCUUCUAUGUUGACAAUGAUUGUCAUCCUUAAAUGAUCUUUUUUAAAUUUUUUCGUUUACCAGUGUCGUCGUUUCUUGCACAGGCUAUUAGAUGCUUGUUUGUGUUGGAAUCAAUAUGUUGAUAUACAGUUGAUCUUUUUGAUUGUUCUUUGUUA
Messenger RNA from Theobroma umbraticum, 872 nucleotides. The record is from RefSeq and is a predicted model, not a curated record. NCBI's taxonomy places the organism in Eukaryota, Viridiplantae, Streptophyta, Magnoliopsida, Malvales, Malvaceae.